Molecule: messenger RNA, 1220 nt
Organism: Metschnikowia bicuspidata var. bicuspidata NRRL YB-4993
Lineage: Eukaryota; Fungi; Ascomycota; Pichiomycetes; Serinales; Metschnikowiaceae
Gene: MCT1
Product: [acyl-carrier-protein] S-malonyltransferase
Exons: 1
Coding region: 69-1040 (323 amino acids)
Biological process (GO): fatty acid biosynthetic process
Cellular component (GO): mitochondrion
Molecular function (GO): [acyl-carrier-protein] S-malonyltransferase activity
Source: RefSeq, a predicted model, not a curated record
CAUCCUCUUCCCCCUCCUUUUUUAUUUUUUUUUCUUUCUCCACGCAAAGACCAGCGACAAGCCCAGGAAUGUCCAGCGUCGCCCGCGCCGCCUCUCUCGCCGUAGCCUGCCCUGGCCAGGGCAUAGUCCCGCGGGGCUGCCUCGCGGCGCUCCGCCGCCACCAGCAUGUAUUCCAGCACACGCUAGAUUGCGUGGACCUGGUUUUCGGCGCCAAAGUAUCGGCUCUUCUAGUCCAGGACCCGCCCGCCGCGCCCGACCCCUGGAGCCGCUCCACGGCCAACGCCCAGCCGGCCAUCGUGGCCUCCACGUACGCUUUGAUCCAGGUGCUCCGCGCCGUCACCGGCAUCGAUUUGAUGGCCGAUGGCCGCGUGGCGUAUUUCUUGGGCCACUCGCUUGGCGAGUACUCGGCCCUUCUCCUCGCGGGCGUGCUCACGCUCCCGCAGGCCCUCCACGUGGCCAGGCAACGCGGCCUCAUGAUGGAGGCUCUUGUGCGCGAGAAAGCCUACGAAAUGCGGGUCUUGGUUUUCCGGCCCGCCGCGUACGGCCAGGUGCACGGCUUGGCGGCCGCCCGCGGCGUGCUUGCGUGUGCCAACAACGCGUCGCAGAUCCUGGUUCUGGGGGAGCCGGGCGAACUCGACGCGUUGGUGCACGAGCUCAACACGCCGCGCAAAACCGUGCUCAAACAGGUCCUGUUGCCGGUGGCCGUUCCGUUCCAUAACCGUGUUUUGCGUGCCAUCGAGCCGCGCUUGCUAGACUUGGUGCCGCGGCCCAGGCCGGCCCUGAAGCCGGUCGUCAGCAACUUCACGGGCGGCGUGUCUGCUGGGAAUCUUUUCGAAAACACGGUGAGAUGCAACUCGGCGCCCGUGCAAUGGAAGGCGUCCAUGGAGUUGUUGGAGCGUGCGGGCGUGGGGGCGGUCGUCAACUUGGGCCCGGGCAGUGCCGUGGAUGCGAUCAACGCCAAGUUCGGCUUGGCCAACUACCCGGUGAAAUGCGAGGCCGACAUGCAGAGACUCGCCGCUGCCUUGAGCCCCGCGCCGUGAUCACCACAGGGCGUCUUUGGGCGGCAGCCUGUUUAUUUCUUCUGAGUAUUCUUCUGGGUAUUCUUCUGGGUAUUCUUCUGGGUAUUCGUCUGGGUAUUCUUCUGGGUAUUCUUCUGGGUAUUCUUCUGGGUAUUCUUCUGGGUAUUCUUCUGGGUAUUCUUCUGGGUAUUCUUCUGGGUA